Lolium perenne is the source of this 1870-nucleotide messenger RNA. The record is from RefSeq and is a predicted model, not a curated record. Lineage: Eukaryota; Viridiplantae; Streptophyta; Magnoliopsida; Poales; Poaceae.
AGCUUUGCUAGUACCGUCGAGAUGGUCAUCUAGGACAAAGUUCAGAUGAUGGAAAGUGAAGGUUCAUCUGACAAUUUCUUGUAAUUUAGUUCGGUCCACCAAAAGAGCAUGAUGGGAGUCGUAAUUUACUAUGCCUUGAUUGAUCUAUGUGAAUUGCACCUCUGUAGGCAAGCCCAUGACAAAUUUGAUGACUAGAAUUUCUAGGUUAAACUAAUGCCCAUGAUGCAUGAAUGUUGAUGCUUCGGGGUAGUAGGACAAAUAAGAAGCUCACAUUAUUCUCAUCGGCAAAAUCACUUUUUUUUUGUUUUCUUAGAGUUUGUCUUAUGUUAGACAGUUUUAUUUAAAAUCACACGCCGAAUAGGCAGUCUACUUUUAUAUACUGGUGAAGUUCAAUUAGUUCAAGAGGAGGUUUCACUUUUUUUGACAAAAAAGUUUAGUUCAUAAGCGCAGAAAAAAUAAUUCAGAUUUACCUAUCACGAAUGCUCACUUAUUUUUAUCCUGGAAGUUCAUCUCCCCUCCUUGACUUCCACGUGAUAGUUAACAAUCAUCUCGGUGUUUUGUAUUUGUCCCACUGUGGUUCAGUUUGAUGUUGGGAUUUUGUACACAGGUUCUAGGCACAUUUGUCCAUCUGAAAGUUCAGUUUCGUAUUACCAGGAAGUUCAUCUUUUUUGAUUAAACGAGUUUUAGGUAGAAACAAUUUGAUCUCACUUUCAAAAGGAGUACAAUUUACGAUGAAAAAGAAAGUACACUUGCCAAGCUAUAGCGGUUUGUUUGCGGAAAAGCUGAAGGCCACUUCAUAAGAACUUGCUUUUAUGUCUAAAAUGAAGAACUAUAUUUCUAGAAUGAUUUCCAGCGGAAUAUGUUGGUCUCUGUUGACACUCCUAGUUUACAAUGAAAUACAUAUAUUUGUUGUUAAGAGUUGCUGAGAGAAAUAUUUAAUAGAAGUUCGUAUCUUUCUAUUGAUAUAUUCAUUUUCAUAUUUUCGGGAGUUCAUUUCGUUUGGUGAAUAUAUCAUUUUUAAACAUGUUGAAAGUUCACAUAUAAACAUGCAGGAGUUCGCCAAUGACGCUGCCGGCGGCAGAAGUUCAGAGAUACGUGCAUGCGGAGUUCACAGAUGGGCUGUGUGGUGCUUUUGAUGAUGCUGCCUGUGUUUGUCAUGUGCACGCCGGCACCGCUAGUCCCGUCGUUGGCUAGGCAGGGCACUGCUCGACUCUGUGGACCUUCUCUGGGUCGACACACCCUGUCCAGCGGCAGGGGAUCACAGGGAGAGGGAAGAGGGCCUGCCAAGUUCAGAUUUUAUUCUCACGAAGUUCACCAGCUCCUGGAGCCUCUUGUCAAUGAUAACCUGCUGUUGCAUUGCAGCAUGUUGCAGCCCACCAGGAAGUUCGCCAUGCGGGCGUCGGGAGUCAACACGUCUUUGAACUGUGAAGGGAUAGCUGGACUCCCUGAGUUGCCUCUGAACUCCUCCUCGCCGCCGUGUUCUGAGAAGUUCGGUUGGCCUUGUCUUUACGGCGAAGGAGGGAGGUCACGUUCCUGUUAAAAAGGAGAGGGGAAAAUGGCAGUGAUACACUUGUUUAUUUUAAACAGUUGGUGCACUUGAUAUGGAGUUCACUGGGUGAUCGAAGCUAGCAUGAAGUUUACUUAUACUACUUUGUGGAGUUCACUUCUCCUAUUCGUGAUGUUCAUGUAUCCUGAUGCUUCACUUUAGAUUUUCCCUACUAGAUGGAUUUUCAUUUGAGUCUGCUAGAUGAAUUAUUUCCGAAGUUCACUUCCAAUGUUUGUGUUGCGGGGUGGAUAAUUUCUGUAUAUAAACUAUGUGUUAAGUUAACUGUUAUGUAUCUGGUGGAGUAGUACACUUAUUUGUGAAAAA